CAUUCUCAUAGGUCUUGCCUCAUAAUUCAAAGUUUUCAUUCUAAGCAAAUCAUAGAAAUUUUCCAUGCAUAUGUAACAUAUUGCAUAUACUCAACGAAACAAAAUGAUGAAAACAUUUCUCUUCAAAAUCCUUCUAUUUUCUAUGACCCUUUUUCUUUCAGAAUCAUCAACCACAAACCUCUUCCUAUACGGUGGUUGCGCACAACAAAUGUACACACCAAACACACCAUAUGAGUCAAACCUCAAUUCACUCCUCACUUCCCUAGUCAACUCAGCAACAUACUCAUCUUACAACAACUUCACCGUACUGGGGUCCACCCAACAAGACAUAAUCUACGGCCUCUACCAAUGUCGCGGCGACCUCGCCAUGCCAGAUUGUGCUUCUUGUGUCGCACAUGCUGUCACUCGCGCAGGAGACAUGUGUCGCGACACGUGCGGAGGCACGGUUCAGCUUGAUGGUUGUUUGGUGAAGUAUGAUAAUGCUACUUUUUUGGGUGUGGAGGAUAAGAAUGUUUUGUUGAAAAAGUGUGGGCCUUCGGUGGGCUAUAAUCCAGAAGCUAUGGGCUCGAGAGAUGCUGUGCUUGGUGGGCUUGUGGGCUUAGGUGGGCCUUUUAGGGUUGGUGGGUCGGGUAUGGUUCAUGGUGUGGCCCAGUGUACUGGGGAUCUUAGUUUUGGGGAGUGUCAGGAUUGUAUCGCGGAAGCGAUCGGACGGUUGAAAAGCGAUUGUGGGACUGCGGAUUACGGAGAUUUGUUUUUGGGUAAAUGUUAUGCGAGAUAUUCUACGGGUGGGGCCCAUGGUAAGGCCCAUCGCGGGUUCUUUCUCAUGUUACCGUUGCUGCUUCUACUUCUUUUUUAAUCAAAAGGAGUGAAGAUAUAUAGGUGGUGUUGUGGCUUAAUAAUUUGGAUUGUAAAUUUGUUUAAGGUCAACUUUUUUUUUUUCAUUUAUGAACUGUAAGAUGCAAAAUUUCAAGCCAUAUGUUUUCUUUAACUUUUACUUUAUGUUAUGAUUUUUUUUUUCUUUAGUUUGAAUUGAACCUUUCCAUGCAAAAUUGUAAACUAUUGCCUUGAAGGAUGUGGUGGAUUUUUCAUUCAAAAAUAAUAAGUAUCAAUGUUUUAUUUUUACUU
Trifolium pratense (red clover) is the source of this 1125-nucleotide messenger RNA. Its product is annotated as plasmodesmata-located protein 7-like. The record is from RefSeq and is a predicted model, not a curated record. Bases 104 to 856 code for a protein of 250 amino acids. NCBI's taxonomy places the organism in Eukaryota, Viridiplantae, Streptophyta, Magnoliopsida, Fabales, Fabaceae. Gene Ontology annotation, cellular component: plasmodesma. The transcript has a single exon.